This is a messenger RNA of Fundulus heteroclitus (mummichog), 1315 nucleotides long. RefSeq names its product gamma-glutamyl hydrolase (conjugase, folylpolygammaglutamyl hydrolase) (gene ggh). Gene Ontology annotation, cellular component: vacuole. Gene Ontology annotation, biological process: tetrahydrofolylpolyglutamate metabolic process. The transcript has 9 exons. Gene Ontology annotation, molecular function: gamma-glutamyl-peptidase activity. Bases 89 to 1018 code for a protein of 309 amino acids. Lineage: Eukaryota; Metazoa; Chordata; Actinopteri; Cyprinodontiformes; Fundulidae. The record is from RefSeq and is a predicted model, not a curated record.
AAGAGCACAAACCGGAAGUGGCACGAACACGUCCACUAGUUUUAUCUGCAACAUCAGCUGGAGCGGUUCCGCGCGCCGAGGACAAGUUAUGUCUACCGAAACCCUUUCUUUCUUGCUUCUUAUGUCGCUCAUUAAUCUUCCAGUUUGUUACUCGGCUGACAGAAAUGACGAGCCCAUCAUCGGCGUCCUGGCCCAGGAGGUCUUCUCCCCGAAGCCCAACCAGACGGCCUACAUCGCCGCCUCCUAUGUGAAGUUUCUGGAGGCUGCGGGAGCCAGGGUGGUCCCUGUCAUGAUUAACCAGACACUGGAGGAAUACAAGACUCUGUUCAGCUCCAUUAAUGGGGUCCUGUAUCCAGGCGGCGGGGUCAGCAUCAUCUCGUCCGGCUACCAAAGGGCUGCCAAAAUCUUCUACGAGCUGGCCAUCGAGGCAAACAAGAGGGGCGACUAUUUCCCCGUGUGGGGCACCUGUCUCGGGUUCGAGCAGCUCAUGGUUCUGACGAGCGGGAAGAGCCAGCUGUCGUACACCAACACGAGUGGCAUCGCGUUGCCCCUGAACUUCACUAAAGAAGUGAAAGGCAGCAGGAUGUUUAAGGCUUUCCCUCCUGAGCUCAUGUCCGCUCUGUCAUCUGAGCCUCUAACAGAAAACUCCCAUCAGUGGAGUCUGGGCACACUGACGUACAGCGCAAACGAGGAACUGAGGAGUUUUUACAAAGUUCUCUCAACAAAUUCAGAUGGAAACAUUGAGUUUGUGUCAACGGUGGAAGCCUACAAUUUCCCCAUUUAUGGAACACAGUGGCAUCCGGAGAAAAAUGCCUUUGAGUGGUCCAGACCUUAUAUUCCUCACUCUCCAUCAGCGAUUCGGACAACUUUCCACAUGGCCGAGUUCUUAGUGAGUGAAGCGAGGAAGAACUUCCACAGGUUUCAGUCUAAGGAGGACGAGAGCAAAGCUUUGAUAUACAACUAUAAUCCUGUUUACACUGGGACGAUGAGUGCCUUUGAGCAAAUGUAUUUAUUCUGAGAGAUGCCUCCAAGCAAAGCGCUUUUUCUAUUGCAGAGUUGAAUGGCUGCCUUUAAUGUGGACUAUUAAGUAAUGAUGAAUUUUCUUUUUGUUUUUUAAUUAUGCACUGGAAAUUGAAUAUUUAUAUAUUGUGUUAGAAAUAUUGGUGAGGUGGAGAGUUCAAAUCUGCUCCCAUAUCGAUAUUAGCUGCUUCUUUUAAUUGCUGGUACUGCCUGGAAUCGGAGACCACUGACUUAGAUUGUUACGGCUGUCGAGACUGUCACACAAAAUGGUGUGCAGUGAGUAACGAGUGCCGCU